GUCCAGCACAUUUUCUUCGACGGCAACGUCGAGAAGGAGGAUGCCGCUUGUGUCGAUGUUCGAAAUGCUGUGAAUGGAGAGCCGAUUCCAUUGGAGAAGUCUUCAAACGUGUACUUGCAUCGUGUUGACAUCUUCCAGGCAGUGACUGAUGUUGAAUAUUUCCUCAAGGCGACGGAGGCAGUUCUGUUUGGCUUCCGUUUGAGCCACCAUCAGGACAGACACGCAGAAGGUGUGGUCAGGGCACUUUCCGAGGAGGAGCAGAAAAAAGCCGCGGCAGCUGCUGCGGCCAUGACUCCCAAGGAGUGGCUCUACCGCAACAUCAUUCCGGCCCUCCUGCCCGCACUAGAGGCGUUGGGUCGGGACUUGUGGGCCUUCCGAAUUCUGAGCUAA
Molecule: messenger RNA, 390 nt
Organism: Symbiodinium necroappetens
Lineage: Eukaryota; Dinophyceae; Suessiales; Symbiodiniaceae
Source: the annotation of a GenBank genome assembly